Chelmon rostratus (copperband butterflyfish) is the source of this 685-nucleotide messenger RNA. Its product is annotated as parvalbumin beta. Gene Ontology annotation, molecular function: calcium ion binding. The transcript is spliced from 5 exons. Bases 83 to 412 code for a protein of 109 amino acids. Gene Ontology annotation, cellular component: nucleus; cytoplasm. Lineage: Eukaryota; Metazoa; Chordata; Actinopteri; Chaetodontiformes; Chaetodontidae. The record is from RefSeq and is a predicted model, not a curated record.
GCACCGGGAAGAUCACUGCAGUCGACUCGACUCUUGUCUUGUAUCAUCUGUACCCCACAAAGCAAAGACACCAGAGAUCAAAAUGGCCUUCGCAGGUGUACUGAGUGAUGCUGACGUCGCUGCAGCCCUGGAUGGGUGCAAAGACGCUGGCACAUUCGACCACAAGAAGUUCUUCAAGGCGUGCGGCAUGGCCGGCAAGUCCGCCGACGACGUCAAGAAGGCCUUCGCCAUCAUCGACCAGGACAAGAGCGGCUUUAUUGAGGAGGAUGAGCUGAAGCUGUUCCUGCAGAACUUCAAGGCCGGUGCACGCGCACUGACCGACGCCGAGACCUCGGUUUUCCUGAAGGCCGGAGACACCGACGGUGACGGCAAGAUCGGCGCUGACGAGUUUGCGAGCUUGGUUAAGGCAUAAAGUGGCAACUGACCAACAACACCUGCUCUGAUGGAACAACAAAGCCCACGUCGACCUCCCCCCUUUUCAUCUGAAUAUAAAUGAUUUUUAUACAUUUGCUGAAGAGACGUUUCCUCCUACGCAACACACUGUCCAAACUGAUGAUUGUGAAUGUCGCUCGGUUGUGUUCAUGUCUUAAAUAUGAAUUUUGCUUACUGUAAAAUCUAUGAUGCACUUUCCAGGAACGAACGGUACAAAAAGAAUAAACAUUCUUUUGCUACGGUCUCACUGGAU